GUGGAAAUCAGCCUCCAGAGCAGCUUGCAGCCUGGCAUGAAACUGGAGGUGGCCAACAAGCACAACGUGGACACUUACUGGGUGGCCACCACCAUCGCCACGUGUGGCCAGCUGUUGCUGCUGCGCUAUUGUGGUUACGGAGAUGACCGCCGGGCGGACUUCUGGUGUGACGUGAUGACGGCGGACCUCCACCCGGUGGGCUGGUGCACGCAGAACGGGAAAGUGUUGAUGCCGCCCGACGCUAUCAAAGAGAAAUACUCGGACUGGACGGAGUUCCUCAUACGUGAUUUGACGGGCUCACGAACAGUGCCUGCAAAAUUGCUAGAAGGCCCUCUGCGAGGGAAAAACGCUGUAGACCUCAUUACGGUGGAUUCCUUAAUAGAGCUGCAGGACGGCCAGAGUCCCUUUCAGUUCUGGAUAGUGAGCGUGGUGGAGAAUGUUGGCGGAAGAUUGCGCCUUCGCUAUGCGGGAUUGGAAGAAACAGAGUCUUACGACCAGUGGCUGUUUUACUUGGAUUGUAGACUUCGACCAGUGGGCUGGUGUCAGGAGAAUAAAUACCAGCUGGAACCACCUGCAGAAAUCUCUUCUCUGAAGACGACGUCUGAAUGGCGGACAGCCCUCACCACGGCUCUGACCGAGGCAGAGAAACAUUCCCUUCCCAUGGAAGUCUUUAAGGAUCACACUGAUCUGAGGGAGCACUCGUUUACAGUCGGGAUGAAGCUGGAAGUGGUGGAUCAACGGGAACCAGCCACGAUUUGCCCAGCUACUAUAACCAAGGUUUUCAACCACCAUUUCAUGCAAGUCACUCUUGACGACCUCCGUCCCGAACCACACAACACCACGAUGCUUUGCCACGCUGAUUCCUUGGGCAUCCUGCCGGUGCAGUGGUGCCUUAAAAAUGGAGUUCAUCUCACCCCUCCCAAAGGUUAUUCUAAUCCGGAUUUUGACUGGGCAGAUUACCAGAAGCAGUGCGGAGCGGAGGCAGCUCCCGAGUGCUGCUUCAGAAAUGUAAGAUCUGCGCAAAGGAAGAGAAAAGUUGCGAUAGUCCAGCCGGAAAAGCAGAUAAUAUCAGGAGUGCCUAUUGAGAAAAUUCAGAAUCCUCACCGGCUUCCCCAGACGGACAGGAUGGGAACCGUCAAUGGGAGGUACAAUUGCCCCAUGCUCUUCAUCAACCACCGCUGUUUCUCUGGCCCACAUCUCAACAAAGGCAGGUUGGCAGAACUGCCGCAGUCCGUCGGGCCAGGCAAAUGUGUCCUGGUCCUUAAAGAGAUCCUUCGUAUGGUGGUCAACUCUGCCUACAAACCCAGAAGCAUUUUGCGAGAGUUACAACUUGUCGACAACCCCAGGUGGAACUUUCAGGAAGAGAAUCUCAAAGCAAAAUACCGAGGGAAAACCUACAGGGCAACGGUCAAGAUAGUUCGUACGUCUGACCAAGUCCCAGAUUUUUGCCGGAAGGUGUGUGCGAAACUGGAAUGCUGCCCCAAUUUAUUCAGCCCUCUGCCGGUCACCGAAAGCUGCCCUGAAAACUGUUCCAGUCACACCAAAACAAAAUACGCAUACUAUUAUGGAAAACGGAGGAAAGUCAUUAAAUCUUCCCCCGGUGAAGAAAGCACUUACAGCCUGGAGAGAAGACACAACUUGUCUGAUUGCGGGAAAAUGCGGAAACCCAUUUUAACGCUGAAGAAAAAUUUUCCCUCAGCAGCAGAUCUGCACAGAGCAGGAUUGUCAGAGGAGAGUGACGAGGAAGAGGCAGACACCCCGUGGAGCGAGGAGAUCAACCCAGAAUUGCAGGAUGAUCUAACGGAUGCCUCCUCGGAGGAGAUGUCUCUGGCCAUCCCAGUGAGCACAAUGAAGUUACGCAGCAGCAGAGACUCCAUCCAUGUGGCUCGGCCCGAGAGUGACGGGCAAGCCCCGAAGAAGCUUUCCUUCCUGCAUGCCCAAAGAACCAGGCAGAUCAAGCAGGCUGCGGAAGAGAUGCUCAUUCUGGAGAGCAACCCGCUGGAAUGGACAGUGACCGAUGUGGUGCAAUUCCUCCGGCUGACCGACUGCGCUUCCCUUGCCAAAAUAUUUCAGGAACAGGAUAUUGAUGGACAAGCCCUUCUCCUGCUGACACUCCCAACAGUCCAGGAAUGCAUGGAACUGAAGCUUGGGCCAGCCAUCAAACUGUGCCACCAGAUUGAACGUGUGAAGCUGGCGUUUUAUGCACAAUAUGCCAAUUGA
This is a messenger RNA of Protobothrops mucrosquamatus (brown spotted pit viper), 2220 nucleotides long. RefSeq names its product scm-like with four MBT domains protein 2. The record is from RefSeq and is a predicted model, not a curated record. Gene Ontology annotation, cellular component: nucleus. Lineage: Eukaryota; Metazoa; Chordata; Lepidosauria; Squamata; Viperidae. The annotation marks the transcript as partial. Gene Ontology annotation, molecular function: transcription corepressor activity; histone binding. Gene Ontology annotation, biological process: regulation of DNA-templated transcription. The transcript is spliced from 16 exons.